Mytilus californianus (California mussel) is the source of this 1895-nucleotide messenger RNA. RefSeq names its product phytanoyl-CoA dioxygenase, peroxisomal-like. The record is from RefSeq and is a predicted model, not a curated record. Gene Ontology annotation, biological process: fatty acid alpha-oxidation. Bases 44 to 1057 code for a protein of 337 amino acids. Lineage: Eukaryota; Metazoa; Mollusca; Bivalvia; Mytilida; Mytilidae. The transcript has a single exon. Gene Ontology annotation, molecular function: phytanoyl-CoA dioxygenase activity.
UAUAAACACUUUAAACGUGCCAGUUGUUGACCUUCCACUAUUGAUGUUCGAAGUCCAAAAAAAAGAAAAGAAAAUGGCAGCCCGACUGAAAACUCUAUUUGGACACAUUCAGGAACAUAAGACACCAACUGACGUCUCAACAGUCUUAACCCAUGCUAGUCCAUACACUGUAUCUUAUAAGUAUACUCUGAAUUCACCAAGGUUAACAGAAAAACAGAGACAGUUCUAUGAAGAUUAUGGGUAUCUGGUCAUCAAAAAACUUGUUCCUGAGUACAGUUUGCAGAAAUAUAGAGAAAGAUUUGAACAGAUAUGUAAGAAGGAAGUUGUAGUACCUGGUUUGACCAUCAUGAGGGACGUUGCUAUUUCAAAAGAUGAGUUUGUACCAGGACAAAAGGCAGUAACCAAAAUCCAGAACUUUCAGUUAGAUGAGGAAUUGUUUGAGUAUUGUAAAUUGCCAGAGGUGUUGGAUUAUGUAGAAGCUAUUGUUGGAAGCAAUAUCAAGGCCAUCCAUACUAUGUUGAUUAACAAACCCCCAGACCCAGGAAGGAAAACCUCCAGACAUCCAAUGCAUCAGGAUCUGCAUUACUUCCCAAUGAAACCAGCAGAGAAGAUAGUAUGUUCCUGGACUGCAAUGCAAAAAGUUAAUCGCGAAAAUGGUUGCUUAGUUGUGCUUCCUGGUACACACAAGGGGAAAUUACUUAAGCAUGAUUAUCCUGAAUGGGAGGGUGGUGUUAAUAAAAUGUACCAUGGUGUGAGAGAUUAUGAUCCCAGCAUGCCCCGUUCACACCUUGAGAUGGAAGCUGGCGACACAGUUUUCUUUCAUCCUCUGUUGAUACAUGGAUCAGGAAUGAACAGGACAAAAGACUUUAGAAAGUCCAUUUCGUGCCAUUAUGCCAGCAGUGAAAUUGAAUUUGCAGAACAGGAUUCCCAGAGUACAAUAUCUGAGGAAUUACUUGAUUUGGUAUCUAAGAAGUUCAAGGUUCCCAGGGAAAGCAUUAAAUAUGAGGACAUAUGGAAAAUCAAAAGCCGUACUGUUAAAGGACGUUCUGAUUGGUAAAGUGAUAGUUACAUUUUCUAAAGCAUUAGUCUAAAUAAUACAUGUGAUACAUGUUGGUGUGACUUUACUUUUUCCACAUACUUAUUAUUUGGACAUCAUAUAUUUAUGAUUUAGUUCUGAUAUAUUGUUGAAAUUACAUUUGAUUUGACUCGAAUGAAAUGAAAAAAACUUGAUUUAUAUGCUAAAUUGCUAGCUUUACUUUGAUUCAAGUAUGUAUAGAUUUUAUACAUUUGUAAAUUAGUAAUUUUUGUUGUAAAUUUUAAUUUAUUUAUGAUCAUUUGUAAUAUUGUUUUUUCUAUAAAAUGAAAAUAUGAUUGUUUUGAAAUGUUUUAAUCUAAACGUUUAAAUUUAUUUAUUCUGAAUAUUCUAUUGUACAAUGUAGAAAGGUUUAGGUUUUGGUAUUGAUAGUUGAGCUAACAGACAGAGUUUUUCAAAUCUUUUUUUUGUCUGAACUCCCAGCAAAAUACAUGAACACAUGUACCUUACUAAUUUUUAAAUUUAAUUUUCACUAAGAAAUUUGAUAUUUGCAAAUUAAGAAUUUUCUGUAGCUGCAUCAACAGUCUGAUAUUUUUUAUAAGCAGAAGAUUUAAAGGUACAAAAAAUGUAUAUUUUCAAGAUGAUGCCAAUUCAAUAUACCCAGUUUUACAACCAUAGUGAUACAAUACUAUAGGUUUUAUCAGAAGUCCUGGUUUUAUUCAAUUUAAUAUUUUAUUGAAAAACGAACAUCAGAGGUGUGAUCCAAUUAAAAAAUGUACAUUAUACAAAUAAACUGACUGUACAAACAAAUCUUAUCAGUUUACAUAUAUGGUAUGAAUAACAAAUAACUCAUGAUUUUAAC